Bombina bombina (fire-bellied toad) is the source of this 1573-nucleotide messenger RNA. RefSeq names its product gamma-aminobutyric acid type A receptor subunit pi (gene GABRP). Gene Ontology annotation, cellular component: neuron projection; membrane; GABA-A receptor complex. The coding region runs from base 85 to 1398 and encodes 437 amino acids. The record is from RefSeq and is a predicted model, not a curated record. The transcript has 9 exons. Lineage: Eukaryota; Metazoa; Chordata; Amphibia; Anura; Bombinatoridae. Gene Ontology annotation, molecular function: extracellular ligand-gated monoatomic ion channel activity; neurotransmitter receptor activity; GABA-A receptor activity. Gene Ontology annotation, biological process: regulation of membrane potential; nervous system process; chemical synaptic transmission.
UUUCAUACACUGUCACAUGGAACAUUCUGUACAUUUUUUGUAAACAUCAAAGCUCUUUCAUUAACUCUAGGAAAUCUUUUUAAAAUGUUCUACAGAUUGAACUGCAUUUUCUUCAUUUGGAUUCUUCUUUUGCAAUGCCCUCUUUGCAAUAUGCAAGAAGAGAUAGAGGUGCUUCCUGGAUUCCAAAACCUUACAAAAGAAUAUAACAAAUACCUAAGACCAGGUUUUAAUGAAAAGCCUGUUUUAGUAGCAGUGACAAUGGAAGUUGCAAGCAUUGAUGCUGUUUCAGAGGAAAAUAUGGACUACACAGCCACAAUCAUUUUGCGGCAGCGUUGGACAGAUGAACGUCUAGUUUUCGAAGGCAGCAAAAACAAAAGCAUAGCAUUGGAUGCCAGACUUGUACAACUGCUUUGGUUCCCAGACACCUAUAUUGUGGAUUCUAAAAAGUCUUUCUUGCAUGAUGUGACAGUAGAAAACCGUCUUGUUAGGCUAUUCUCCAAUGGUACUGUAUUAUACGCUGUCAGAAUUACAUCAACUGUUGCAUGUUAUAUGGACCUGUCAAAAUACCCCAUGGAUAAGCAAACAUGCAAACUACAAAUAGAGAGUUUGGGUUAUAAUGUAAAAGACCUUAUAUUUACCUGGAUGAGAGGCAACGAGUCAGUGCGUGGGAUGGACAAUUUACAGCUUGCGCAGUACACGGUGGAACAAUUCUACACUAAAAUUGGUAUUGGAACUUAUGAGACAGGUAAUUAUCCAAGACUUGCACUCUAUUUUGUGCUUAAAAGAAACGUUAUCUACUUCAUUCUGGAGACAUACAUACCGUCCAGCCUGCUCGUUGUCGUAUCUUGGGUAUCAUUUUGGAUUUCGAGUUCUUCUGUUCCUGCAAGAACAUGCUUUGGCGUUACAACUGUGUUAGCCAUGACUACCAUUUUGAUGGGUUCUCGGUCAUCUUUUCCAACUGCCAACUGCUUCAUUAAAGCCAUUGAUCUUUACCUGGGAAUCUGCUUCAGUUUUGUUUUUGGGGCCCUCAUUGAAUAUGCAAUUGCUCAUUACUGCUCUGAACAAUCCUCUGCAGCAAACAAAAAGGAAAACAAGGAUCCUAAAGAAAAACCUGAUGAAGUCAACAACACACUGCUUACCAACACCGAAGAUACAGAAAUAAGCGAAAGUAAAACUGAAAGUGUUCCCGUUCAAAUUGAAAUUGAUUCAAGCCCACAGAAAGAAAACAGUGUCAAGUUUAAAUUUUGGAAAAAAAUGAAGGAAAAGAUGAAUGACUUCAUUGAGCUAUUUACCGUGAGAAAUCCUGAGAAUGUUGAUCGAUAUUCAAGAGUGAUUUUUCCCUUAGUAUUUAUGGUGAUCAAUAUUUUCUAUUGGUCCUAUUACCUUUAUUUCACAUAAAGUAAUAUCUGCAAAGGAUGAAAAUAAAGGAACUGUGAAUUUAGCUUUUUUAUUCAAAAUAACAUUGUGAAAAAAACAUCAGAACUUGUAAUACAAUGGAAAUAUUUUUACAUACGUUCUAGUAUUCAAUAAAUGUAGUAGAUAUUUUCAAAUUAUAAAAUUAUUAUUUUUUUAA